AGCGGAGCGGUGACAGCGUUGGCUUCCGUUCCUGAGCGGAAACGGCGCGGAGAGCGGUAGCUAUGGCGAACUUGGUGCGGGACCCGGCCAUAGACCGUUCCCUGCGCUCCGUGUUCGUUGGAAAUAUUCCCUAUGAAGCUACAGAAGAACAGUUGAAGGAUAUUUUCUCUGAAGUUGGUCCAGUGUUGAGUUUCAGGCUUGUAUAUGACAGAGAAACUGGUAAACCCAAAGGUUAUGGCUUCUGUGAGUACCAAGAUCAGGAGACUGCACUCAGUGCCAUGCGUAAUCUCAAUGGGAGGGAAUUUAAUGGAAGAGCACUGCGAGUGGACAAUGCUGCUAGUGAGAAGAAUAAAGAAGAGCUCAAGAAUUUGGGCACAGCAGGACCUGUCAUGGAAUCUCCUUAUGGAGAUCCAGUCUCGCCUGAAGAUGCUCCAGAAUCCAUCAGUCGUGCUGUGGCCAGUCUUCCACCUGAGCAAAUGUUUGAACUCAUGAAGCAAAUGAAGCUCUGCAUUCAGAACAGUCCUCAGGAGGCUCGUAACAUGCUUUUACAGAACCCACAACUGGCAUAUGCACUCCUACAGGCACAGGUUGUCAUGAGAAUUGUGGAUCCUGAAAUUGCAAUGAAAAUGUUACAUCGUCCAGCCAAUGUUACACCACUUAUUUCUUCUGGCCAACCUGUGGCGGGGCCAAAUGCUCCAGCAGCUCAGGCUGCUCCUCCAGUCUCCCAACCACAGCCAAUGAGUGGAAUGCAUGUGAAUGGGGCACCUACUAUGAUGCAGCCACCAAUGCAAACGGCAGUGUCUGUUCCUGGACCUGGACCAGUACAAGGACCGGCUGGGCCAGGGCCUGGACCUGGACCAGGACCAGUUGGGCCUGGAGGAAACAUGCAGCCUCAGAUGGGUCUUGCUCCUUCAGGACCGGUGCCAAUGGACAGAGGACAAGGAAAUAUGCACUCACCUGUGGCCUCCGCAGGGACUGCACAGAUCGAGAGAGGACAAGUCCCAAUGCAGGACCCCAGAGCCAACAUGCAGCGGGGUCCCCCAGUAGGUGGGGCUCCUGCUCCAAGAGGAUUGCUAGGAGAUGCACCAAAUGACCCACGUGGAGGGACUUUGCUUUCAGUCACUGGGGAGGUGGAACCUAGGGGGUAUAUUGGGCAACCACACCAGGGACCACCCAUACACCACGUGCCAGGCCAUGAUGGCAGAGGACCACCUGACCUUAGAAAUGCACAUGAACCACGAGGCAUGCAACAUGACAUGAGACCAGGGCCAAUGGGAGAACAGAGGGGACCUAUUGGUGAACAAAGGGGCCCGAUGGGUGAGCCACGUGGGCCACUUGUUGAACCAAGGGGGCCUAUGGGAGAUCCAAGAGGGAUGAUGGGAGAUCCAAGGGGCCCAAUGAUGGAUCAGCGUGGACCUCCUCAUGAAUCCAGAGGUGCGAGAGAUCCCAGAGGAAUUGAUUCAAGAGGUAUUGACACCAGAGGCCCAGGUCCAGGGCCAGGGCCAGGACCAAGCCAAGGCCCAGUCUCAAAUCCAAGAGGACCAAUGGCAGCAGGACUACAAGUUCAAGGCCCAGGUACACAUCAGAUAGGGCAGAGUGGGCCUCAGGGAACACAGCAACCUGUUCCAUCUCGACAGGGCCCUGCUCACCCUGUGGCUGGAGGUCAGCCUGGAGGAUUCAGUCCUGCUCAGACUCAAGUGACACCACAAGACCAUGAAAAGGCUGCAUUGAUCAUGCAGGUUCUCCAGUUAACUCCAGAGCAAAUUGCCAUGCUACCCCCAGAACAGAGACAGAGCAUCCUUAUCCUAAAAGAACAAAUUCAGAAAUCUGCAGGAGCUCCUUGAGAAUGGAUAUUUUGUGGACCGCCAGCUUCUUGAGGAAGUUUAUUUCUCUGGUUACCUUAUGACAGUGGCAGUGCAAGACAUGGAGGUUCCUAGUUGUCAUUUGCUUCUAGGUUCCUAGUUGCCAUUUGCUUCUAGGUUCCUAGUUGCCAAUGAAGGAGAAAGAACCCAAAACAUACUUCAUGAUAUGGAUACACUUAUUCUCUGAGUGUGUUUUCUUUACGCCUUCGUUUAAAAAUUCGUCGUAAAGUUUUGAUGUAUUGACUGAAUGCGAAAAGAGGAAGAAACUUGAAAAGCUAAUAGAGCUGUUUUUGUGGGUAUUUUAGGGGUUUAAAGAAAUUUCAAUUAAAAAAUGUCCAUACUGACCACUUCGGUAUGAUAGAUGUGGCAUUUAUACCUGGUUUAAAAAAAAUUUCACACCAUCUAUUUGAAAAACAGCACGUACAAAUUUUUCUUUGUGUUUUCUGAUGAUCUUAAAUCCCCUCCAUCUUUACCCAUUGUAAAGACAUGCUCCAUUUUCCUCAUGGUAACAGUGUUUUACCACUGCACUGUUAAUCCUUGCUGCUUUUCAUAGUCUUUUGUUUAUUUCUAUUUCUCCACCCAACACAUCUUUACAAACGAGUUGCAACAAUGGCCAUUGAGAUUUCUUAAUGUUCAGUUCAGUUCAGUUCAUUAUAGUUCAGUUGUGUUCUCAGUUGCAAUUGAAAUGUUGGAGAAAUGUGACGCUCUUGGAGCAUUUUAUAUAUAAAAAGAAAAUAAAAUUCAUCUCAGCA
Molecule: messenger RNA, 2614 nt
Organism: Pristis pectinata (smalltooth sawfish)
Lineage: Eukaryota; Metazoa; Chordata; Chondrichthyes; Rhinopristiformes; Pristidae
Gene: cstf2
Product: cleavage stimulation factor, 3' pre-RNA, subunit 2
Exons: 15
Coding region: 63-1844 (593 amino acids)
Biological process (GO): mRNA 3'-end processing
Cellular component (GO): mRNA cleavage and polyadenylation specificity factor complex
Molecular function (GO): mRNA binding
Source: RefSeq, a predicted model, not a curated record